Molecule: messenger RNA, 2995 nt
Organism: Rattus rattus (black rat)
Lineage: Eukaryota; Metazoa; Chordata; Mammalia; Rodentia; Muridae
Gene: Tlcd3a
Product: TLC domain containing 3A
Exons: 3
Coding region: 616-948 (110 amino acids)
Biological process (GO): lipid homeostasis
Cellular component (GO): endoplasmic reticulum; membrane
Source: RefSeq, a predicted model, not a curated record
CAUACAUUCACACAUUUAUUAAGUUAGGAAGCUACAAACCAAAGCAGUUUCUUUCCCGAGAAGAGUUUCAAGGUGCUAAGUUAAGGUGGAAUCACUUAGCCCAAGAACUGUUAAAUAAGGACACAGCUGUAAUCCUCAGAAGUUUCCAAGACUCAGGUAGUAUCUGAACCCAAAGCCGAGAGGUCCUUAAGUUCCACAGCAGAGAUGAAACAGGCUUUGAAGCCUCCUUGGGGAUUCAUUCCUGAGAAGCCACCCUGUGAUGGUCGCUCCCUUUAGAAGAGACAAUGUUCGGUGUACGACCGGCCGGGUCCAUCGGCCAGAGACCUGAGCUCCGUGACGCUCAUCGUGCACGUCCUGCAGGGAGGCCCCUGCCCGCGUCCGCAGGGACAGAGAGGGGACCAGGCAGCCUCACGGCUAGACCCCGCCCCAGCUCCUACCAGCGCCUAUCCCGGCCGGCGCGCUGGUCACGCGGGGGAGCGCCGCGGGCUGGCGGCCAGUGCCGGCGGGGCCCGAGUGGCGGCGGCCGGGCGGGGCGGGUGGAGAUUAGAAAUAGGGAGAGCCGGCCAAGCCGCCAGCCCCGAGCACGCCGCGCAGCGAGCGGCCGCACCCGCAUCCAUGCUGUUGACGCUGGCCAGCGGCGCGCUCUUCUUCCCGGGGCUCUUCGCGCUCAGCAACUGGGCGCUGCGCCGCUUGCGGCCCGGAUGGACGGACGACGACUGCCUGACGGUCGGCACCAGGCUAGUGUCCUCCGUGCAGGCAGUGCUGGCCACCGGGGCGGGGCUCACCGUCAUCACCUCCUGCAGCAACGUGGUCUCAGACAGAUGCUGCUCUUGCUUUUCUCCUUUGCUCAAGAUAAGGAGAUGCCUUCGGAAAACUAAAACGUUUGUGCACAAAGUCAGGCCAGAAAGUGCUAUCUAUGGCACUUCAGUGAGACAAAUCGUAAAUUAAGACCAGGAUGGAUUAUGCUGUUUAGACACAGGUAGUGGUGGCGCUUUUAUCUGUAGACCUGACUGCCAUGGAACUUGUGACACUCCUCCUCCACCUGUCUCCCAAGGGUGGAAUGACAAACAGAUGUGCCACCGCACUGAGAUGCUCUUGUUUAUCUUUCCACUUGGGCUCUUCGAACCACUCUUUCUUCCAGAGAAGCUAACGGGCGCCAGGCAGGAGCCCAGAGAAAGUUGGUUGGCCUCUCCUGAUUUUCCUGCCCUGCUCGUCCUGUUUCCCCUGCUGGAAGAAGAGGCAAAGGAGAGAAUGAGACUGUCUCACAGUUGCCUGGGAUCUUACUUGGGUUUGAUCAUACUGUCGCCAUUUCAUGUUUUUUUCUCGUAUGUCUGUUCUUUUUGAGACAGGGUCUCACUAGGUAGUUUGGACUGGCCUCAAAUUCAGAGAUCCGCCAGCCUCAACCUUCUCAGUGCUGGGAUAGAAGGUGUGCACCACCAUGCCCGCCCUUGAUAGUUUACUUGAAAUUGCUGUAAGUAAUGAGUCCAUUGAUAGGCAGUAGGUCUUAGAUCUCUUGGCCCAGAUAGCGGCAGCGAGCUAAAUGACUUGCCUAUGUGUGUAUUAUGUGUGCCAUUGUUACUUGUUUGCCUCUAGUUCUUUUCUAAUUGAGCCAUGCUGUGAUAAAUGGGGAGUUAUUCAGGAGCAGAGUCUCACGUGGCGCCUUUUCUAGCGUCCUGGUGCUGCUGCUCAGUGGAUUGGGAAAUCACCCGAGACCAGGUGGAAAGUACAAAUUUGAUCCUAGGCACGGCUGGUCUCUGGGGAGCAGAGUGCUUUCCAAGCUUUCAGUGACUCUGAUACUCGAGCAGUUUGAGAACUAUACAGUGAGUUUCCUCUUCUAACACAGCUGCUCAAAAACUUACUAAGUGAGGCUAAUCCUCCCAACAUAGGGCAAAUUCCAAUGUAAAUGUUUCUCUGUAUGAAAUUUUUGGGGAAGAGUGCAGAGAUGGACUUCUUGUGUAUGCCAGAAACGGUAACAAACCAUCAUUUUGGCCCAGAUGUUUCACUUCUACCGGGCAACUUAAUAGGAACAGACAUGUGCCCAAAAUCAGGCCAGGAAAUGGACAUCUUUUGACCUGGCUUCUCUUGGUAUUUAGUUGCUGUCAUUCGGUCCUUGAAGUCCCAGGUGAACUUCUAGACACUUUUUAAGAAUUUUAAAGUUAAUUUAUUCACUGUGUGUUUGCAUGCAUGCCAUGCUGUGUUUGUGGAAGUGAGACAAUUAGCAGGAACUGAUUCUCUGCGUCUAUCAUGUCUGUCUGGGGAUUGAACUGAGGGGCCGUCAGCCUUAGUGGCAAGCAUCUUAACCCACUGGACCAUCUAUUUUUAUGGAUGAAUGGAACCCAGGAUUACUUAUAGAUUGAAAAUAACAUGGCCAGGUCUGCUUCCCGUAAACCGUCUACAACGGGGCAUGGAGAAGCAAGAAAAAAACUGUGUAGAUCCAGAAGGUCUCAGGAACUCCCAGCUGUUGAGCAACUGAGGAGUUAAACUGGAAAGGUUGGACUUGUGAUUUAGAACACCUUCCAAACCAGUUCCUUGGCGGAGCUGCUGAAUCAUUUGGAAGUUUAUCUCCAUCAGAGUCAGUUUCUAUCAAAAUGCUCGAAGUCUACUGCAGAUAAAUAGCUGAACCAGGCAAAGAGUUAUAGCAAACUACCUGUAUAUACAGGCAGAAUGAGUUCCUGCUUCUCAACCUUGGCCCUCGCACAUUUGCUUUAUAAUUUAGAGACACUCUCCUCAGCAGCUUCACCCUCUUCACUCUGAAGUGUUCAGAGUGAUAGUAGCUGGCUGAAGACAGAACUGAAGGGAACUGGUGAAGAGACUGGCUUUGUGCUGCAUCAUUGACGUCCCUGGUUAUUUUAGAGCCUGUCUCUGUGCUUUCUUUUAGGCACUGGCUUGCCACAGAAUAUGUCUGGUUUUUGAUUCCAUAUAUGAUCUAUGACUUCUAUGCCAUGUACCUCUGUGAGUGGUGCCGAACCAAAGACCAGAACCUCAGACGUGUCAC